UCCGUUUCAGAGGCGGUGUACGCGUAUGCGUGUGCGUCGUAUCUAUGCCAACGGGUGGCAACAGAACCGUAGGACCUGUUGCUAGGAGACGGGAGGAAGCUCUUAUAUACUAUACGGUAAAACAGAGCGGACGGAGCUACGAGGGACAAAUAUGGCAUCCUCGACCCAGGACGACGGACUGCAGCUGGAAUUGGAGUCAGUCAUCGGGUUUAAUGGACAUGUGACCUCUGGGCUGAUCAGUCACCCGGACAGAGAACACCUGGUCUACCCCUUGGGGUGCACGGUCGUCAUUCAGAGCCUGAGUAAACAGAAGCAGCACUUCCUGCACGGUCACACCAACAACGUGUCCUGCCUGGCCGUCUCCAAGUCUGGGAAGUAUCUGGCAUCAGGACAAGUCACCUACAUGGGAUUCAAGGCAGAUAUUUUCCUUUGGGACUACACUAAAAGAGAGGCGUGCGGCAAGCUGAGUCUACACAAGGUCAAGGUGGAGGCCCUGGCCUUCUCCCCCAAUGACCACUACCUAGUGUCUCUCGGAGGGCAGGAUGACGGCAGUGUUGUCCUGUGGAAUGUGGCAACGAGAGAAGCCAUUUGUGGCAGCCCUGCUUCUUCCCUCAGUGUGGGACAUGCCCUGAUCGUGGCCUUCACCAACACGAGACAUGACGUCUUCAUAACAGGAGGAAA
Molecule: messenger RNA, 681 nt
Organism: Hyla sarda
Lineage: Eukaryota; Metazoa; Chordata; Amphibia; Anura; Hylidae
Gene: CFAP52
Product: cilia and flagella associated protein 52
Biological process (GO): cilium assembly
Molecular function (GO): protein binding
Source: RefSeq, a predicted model, not a curated record